AUGCGUGCAUUGGCGUGCGCACUAACAGCGCUUUUGUGCUUUGUCACAACAGCUUUCAUCGUAGGUCCACGAAGACUCCCUCGCUUCCUUGAUGCCAAUAACACUGUCACCAUCUCCUUGCCUCAGGAACUGUUUGUCGAUCUCCCUAACACAUUUAUUGUUCGCUCACUCAAACCCCUCUCCAACGUUGUGGUUUACAUGACAACUUAUGGGCUCAACACGCAGAAUGUCGGUCUGGUGAAUUUCGACCAAUUGCAUGUGAACAAAUGCAGAGAUGACGACAUGUACACCUACCACUUGAAGUACUUUGUGCCGAUUGAGCUGAAACCUGGCACCCGAAUCAAUCUCAAUGUCACCUACCUCUACUGCCCGUCUAAUACCUGCAAGGAUGCAGACGAAGUGACAGCUGGGAAUGUUGACAGGUCUGUUCAAAUAGUGAGCCGAUUUGCUGUGAUUAUGGGGGAGACUGAUAAGCCACUCUACCGACCUGGUGAUCAGGUGAGAUUGCGCUUCCUUGCACUUACUAGUCGUACCAUCUUGCCGCAAACUGAACCGCUUACAUGGCCAAGAUAUCGUGCUGUUGGUGAGUACUGGGAAGAGAAGAGGCUCGAAAUCAUAGAGCCAAGUGAACGCGAGAGACGGAUGAAAGCACCGUUCUUUGAUUGCAUUGAAAUAAAGGACCCACUUGACAAUAUUGUACAGCAGUGGAAGGAUGUCAAACCAUUGGAAGCUCUCAAUCUGACCUACCAUCUCAUUAGUGACGCCAUGGAAGGUGAAUGGAAAAUAGAGGCCCGUGUGAAGGAUGAAAGUGAGGAGAUAAGAUUCCAAGUGAGGCACUACGUUCAACCGCGGUUCCAGGCACACGUAGAGAUGCCGAAGGCCAUUCAGCCAGCAGAUGCGGAGAUAAUAUUCAAGGUGUGUGCUGCUUACACCAAUGGUCAUGCCAUGAUGGGCGCAUUUGAUGCUCAAAUCUGCGUCUGUAAUCAGAAUGUAUUGGAGCUCCACCAAACGUCAAAGCAGCUCAUACCGAAGAACCAAUGCCCUGGUUACCACAAUUCAAUCACGCGCACGUGUAUGCGCUUCAACGGUGUCAUAGACAGCCUCGCUUGCAGUACUAUUACAGCCAAUAUCUCACAACUGGUUGGGAGCCAACCACCAAGCUGGAUGGACAAACUUGGAGUGUUUGUAGAGAUCGUGGAAGAAGCUACCGGUUCCUCCAUUGUGGUCUCUGGCAUCACUACCUUCCGAAUGUGGCCCGAGCCCAAACUAGAGCUGAAGAUUCCCAGUUCGUUUAGGUACGGUAUCCCAAUCGCUGGUCAGGUGCUAUACAGAAGCGUCUCGAAUGAAAGAGAAGAAUUGGAAGUCAUUGUAAGGGAGGUAACUGAUCCUUGCGGUGGAUGGAUGAUGCUCGCUGAUAAUAAUCCGACUCGAUUGAAGCGAAUCAUCUCCGUCACACCAGGAAAAGAAGCACACAAUUUUGUGUUGCCACCGCUAAAUUUCAAGAAUAGCGCUUCAGUACUGGUGCGACGGAUUUGCAAGAGUAAUUGCACUGACGAGAAUUCAUCACCAAAAAUUAAUCAUCGCUAUUUCGGAUUGCUGUACUCCUUUGAUUAUGGCAACCGUCUAGCCUCAUGGAAUACCACAAUACAUGUGUUGGAGAGCUGUGAAUGCAAGGGCGUUUCUAAAGGUGCUUUUGGCCUCCUCGGUUCGUACAUCCAGCCAGGUGCAGUGAAUGUCGAUCUCGCAGAGCUUGAGGUAGUGACGCUUAAGGGUAUCGUCAAAGUAGCCCCACUGUUCAAAGAGAUGCUGGAGAUGAAGAUGAAGGAAAUGAGAGAGAAUGAGCAGGAGUUAUGGUGUGCCAGUAGAAAGCCCUUCUUUGUUCUUCUCCAGAAGCUUACGAGUCAGCAGAUAUGA
This is a messenger RNA of Echinococcus granulosus, 1914 nucleotides long. RefSeq names its product Murinoglobulin-2. The transcript has 2 exons. NCBI's taxonomy places the organism in Eukaryota, Metazoa, Platyhelminthes, Cestoda, Cyclophyllidea, Taeniidae. Bases 1 to 1914 code for a protein of 637 amino acids. The record is from RefSeq and is a predicted model, not a curated record.